AUGACCAUUGCCACCAUCCCGAGAAAAAGUAUCCCCUACAACGGCGAGGAAGUACCUGUCUGUGAGCUAGAAAUAAUAAAUUUCAGCCGGCUUCUUUCUCAAGAGCAAACUGAGAUCAAAAAGCUCCUGCGAUGUUGUCAAGAUGCUGGAUUUUUCUAUCUUGACCUUGAAGAUAUUGAUGGAAAACGGAUGUUGGAAGACCAUCAGCGACUGCUAGCUCUCAUGCGUCGAUUCUUCAACUCGCCCCAUGACGAGAAGAAUGAAAUUGGCCUCCCAUCCCUGGAACAUGGCUACGAGCCAGUUGGUAACCAUACCGGCGUACUGGAAGGUACAAUGGACGGCUACGAGAUUCUCCAAGUCUCUAGAGACGAGAUUAGAAUGCCAAAUCCAAAUCUCCCAUCGAUAGUCCACAACACUCGUGACAUCAAAACAUUUUCUGACUUCAUCGGCGGCUCCAACAUCAUUACCAAAACCAUACUCUCAUGCCUCUCCACCGCUUUUGGGCUGAGUGGAGAAGCCCGCUUCGAGAAUGCUCACCGCAACGAGCACAAAUCUAAUUCCGCCCUCGCCAUGAUGCGGUACCUGCCCGGUGAUCCACAAUCGAGCAAGGAAAUUGGUCAUCAGAAGCACACGGAUAUCGGAUCCCUCACUCUCCUCUUCUCUGAACAAUGGGGGCUUCAGGUUCUUCCACCCGGCUCUGAUACCUGGGGUUUUGUGGAGCCCAAAAAGGGACACGCGGUUGUCAACGUUGGAGACUCGUUACGCUUUGCUUCCGGUCACAAACUUUUCUCAUGUAUCCAUCAGGUUGUCCCAAUUGACAACGUUGCAGAUCGGUAUAGCAUCGCCUUCUUCCUCCGCCCAGAAAACCACGCAAAAUUUUUGGAUAGUCAGGGUCGAUGGGUAAGGGCUGAUCAAUGGCAUGAUGAGAAGUUUGAUGUUUUUAAAGCAACUCAUGCAGAACAGAAGCUGGUGAAUUCCAUGUUGGUUGGGGGGAUGGAAGGAUGA
Penicillium cataractarum is the source of this 1005-nucleotide messenger RNA. RefSeq lists its product as uncharacterized. The transcript is spliced from 2 exons. Gene Ontology annotation, molecular function: dioxygenase activity. The record is from RefSeq and is a predicted model, not a curated record. The coding region runs from base 1 to 1005 and encodes 334 amino acids. Lineage: Eukaryota; Fungi; Ascomycota; Eurotiomycetes; Eurotiales; Aspergillaceae.